Molecule: messenger RNA, 1458 nt
Organism: Lachnellula hyalina
Lineage: Eukaryota; Fungi; Ascomycota; Leotiomycetes; Helotiales; Lachnaceae
Gene: SPAC328.05
Product: putative RNA-binding protein
Exons: 7
Coding region: 1-1458 (485 amino acids)
Cellular component (GO): cytoplasm; nucleus
Molecular function (GO): mRNA binding
Source: RefSeq, a predicted model, not a curated record
AUGAUUGAAACAACGACUGACAUUGCGCCUCAGAACCGCGAGAGAUCUCGCAGCAGAUCACGCUCUCCUCGACGUAGCCGCCGUCGUUCCUAUUCUCCAAGACGUUCCCGCUCUCGCGACAAUCGUAGAUCUCGCUCACCAAUGUCGGGAGCAGGUGCUGGCGCAGGCUCCGGUGGAUCAGCUUACGGAGGAGCACCACACAGAUCAUUCGAGGAGCGUGCUGCCGCCAGAGAGCAGAUGAUGACUAGCCUUAAGGAGUCUUCCCAACAAGACCGCCGUGUCUACGUUGGCAACCUAUCAUAUGAUGUUAAAUGGCAUCAUCUCAAAGAUUUCAUGAGAACUGCUGGGGAGGUCUUAUUUGCAGAUGUGUUAUUGCUUCCGAAUGGAAUGUCGAAGGUGGGCGCCUAUACCAUUGUAGAAUAUGCCACCAGGGAGCAAGCUCAGCAGGCAGUCAACACUCUCAGCAACCAGAAUCUUAUGGGCAGACUCGUCUAUGUUCGAGAAGAUCGUGAGGCCGAACCUCGAUUCACUGGUCCACAAACUGGGGGCCGCGGUGGCUAUGAUGGUGGUGGUGGUGGAGGACGUGGAGGGUUCGGUGGCGGAUUUGGCGGCGGCAGCAUGGGUGCUGGUGCUGGUGGCGGCGGCGGCGGUCGUCAAAUCUACGUCUCCAACCUCCCUUACACUGUAGGAUGGCAGGACUUAAAGGACUUAUUCCGUCAAGCUACUCGUAACGGCGCAGUUAUUCGCGCUGAUGUCCACGUUGGACCUGAUGGUCGUCCCAAGGGCUCUGGUAUCGUAGUUUUCGAAUCGCCCGACGACGCUCGUAACGCAAUCCAACAGUUCAACGGAUAUGACUGGCAGGGACGCCCUCUUGAAGUUCGCGAGGAUCGUUUCGCCAAUUCUGGUCCAGGCUUUGGUGGCCGAGGUGGAUUUGGAGGGGGUCGUGGUGGCUUUGGAGGUGGCUUUGGAGGCCGUGGUGGAUUCGGAGGCCGUGGUGGAUUCCAAGGUGGAUUUGGCGGAGCUCGUGGUGGUUUUGGAGGUCCUGGUUUUGGGGGUGGUGCAGGUGGCGGAGGAUAUGAGGCCGGCGCUCCAGCAGUCUCUCAAGCACCAAACGCAUUUACCGAUUUUGCUACGGCUGGUAGUGAGAGAAGCGAGAUUAUCUACGUUCGCAACCUUCCAUGGUCGACCAGCAACGAGGAUCUCGUUGAGCUUUUCACCACUAUCGGAAAGGUCGAGCAGGCCGAAAUCCAGUAUGAGCCGAAUGGUCGGUCCCGCGGUACUGGCGUUGUUCGUUUCGACUCCCCCGAGAAUGCCGAAACUGCCAUCGAAAAAUUUUCUGGCUACCAAUAUGGUGGUCGCCCACUUGGUUUGAGCUUUGUCAAGUACCAGACUCCUGGAAGCGGUGGAGAUGCCAUGGACACCGAGGCUACUAGCUUGACCCAAGACCAGAUCAUGUGA